This is a messenger RNA of Stegostoma tigrinum, 1467 nucleotides long. RefSeq names its product tubulin alpha-1C chain-like. NCBI's taxonomy places the organism in Eukaryota, Metazoa, Chordata, Chondrichthyes, Orectolobiformes, Stegostomatidae. Gene Ontology annotation, biological process: mitotic cell cycle; microtubule cytoskeleton organization. The coding region runs from base 115 to 1467 and encodes 450 amino acids. The record is from RefSeq and is a predicted model, not a curated record. Gene Ontology annotation, molecular function: GTP binding; structural constituent of cytoskeleton. Gene Ontology annotation, cellular component: microtubule; cytoplasm. The transcript is spliced from 5 exons.
UUGUCCUCACUGACCAAUCAGAGCUCGAAUUGGCUUCGGAGGAUUCUGUAUAAAUAGCGCGGGGCGCGGUGAGACGCAGCAGAUUUCCAGGAGCUGCCAGGAUCACAGGAGAUCAUGCGUGAGUGCCUUUCUCUUCAUAUUGGCCAGGCCGGUGUGCAGAUCGGCAAUGCCUGCUGGGAGCUGUAUUGCCUGGAGCAUGGCAUCCAGCCGGAUGGACAGAUGCCCAGUGACAAGACCAUCGGAGGAGGGGACGACUCCUUCAACACCUUCUUCAGUGAGACUGGGGCAGGCAAACACGUUCCCCGAGCGGUCUUCAUCGAUCUGGAACCCACUGUGAUCGAUGAGAUCCGCACCGGCACCUACCGACAGCUCUUUCACCCUGAGCAGCUCAUCAGUGGCAAGGAGGACGCAGCGAACAACUACGCCCGGGGCCACUGCUCCGUCGGCAAAGAGAUUGUGGAUCUGGUCUUGGAUCGCGUCCGGAAGGUGGCUGAUCUGUGCACGGGGCUGCAGGGAUUCCUCAUCUUCCACAGUUUCGGGGGUGGCACCGGUUCAGGUUUCACUUCCCUCCUGAUGGAGAGACUCUCCGUUGACUACGGCAAGAAAGCCAAGCUGGAGUUCUCAGUCUACCCUGCCCCCCAGAUCUCCACCGCGGUGGUCGAGCCAUACAACUCAGUGCUUGUCACCCACUGCACCCUCGAGCACUCUGACUGUGCCUUCAUGGUGGACAACGAAGCCAUUUAUGAUGUUUGUCGACGAAACAUCGACAUUGAGCGACCAACCUACACCAACCUCAACCGUCUCAUUGCACAGGUGGUGUCGUCCAUCACGGCGUCACUCCGGUUUGACGGUGCCCUCAAUGUGGACCUGACAGAGUUCCAGACCAAUCUGGUCCCCUAUCCCCGCAUUCACUUCCCUUUGGCAACCUUCGCCCCUCUUAUUUCUGCUGAGAAGGCUUACCAUGAGCAACUCUCAGUGGCUGAGAUCACCAACGCCUGCUUUGAACCAGCCAACCAGAUGGUGAAGUGUGACCCCCGCCAGGGCAAGUACAUGGCAUGCUGCAUGCUGUACCGAGGAGAUGUGGUGCCCAAGGACGUUAACGCUGCCAUUGCCACCAUCAAGACCAAGCGCUCGAUCGCAUUUGUUGACUGGUGCCCAACUGGGUUCAAGGUUGGCAUCAACUACCAGCCCCCGACAGUGGUACCAGGCGGUGACCUGGCAAAGGUGCAGCGGGCCCUCUGUAUGCUGAGCAACACCACUGCCAUUUCCUUGGCUUGGACUCGCCUGAACCUCAAAUUUGACAAGAUGUACGCCAAGCGAGCCUUUGUUCACUGGUACGUGGGAGAGGGUCUGGAGGAAGGGGAGUUCCAAGAUGCACGGGAAGACAUGGCCUCACUCGAGAAGGAUUAUGAAGAGGUGGGGGUCGACUCUGCUUCGCUGGACAGGAAGGGCGAGGAGGAAGAAUAG